UUGCGGGGAAUCCCUAUAAAUAUCCCGUCAGCCACGGAAUUUCUUUCAUUUCCGCUUUAUCUUCGAUGCGAAGAACAACACUGAAAUCUUGAUAUUUGCCGGAUAAACAUGACAGAUCCUACUUAUUCCAAUCUUCAAGCUGUUCAGCUAGUGGAGGCCAACCAGAGGCCUACUGGUGUACAGUUAGUAAACACAGAAAGAACCAACAAACAUGCCGAUCCUAUGGACCUGGUAGCAUUAGCACAGACAAUUCAAAAGGCAGAUGAAAUGACAAAAGCCAGAGUAGGAAGUAAAUUAACAGUAAUAGCUGACCAGAUAAGAUACCUUCAGGAACAAGCUAAAAAGCAUUUAGAAGAUGCCAAAAGAGACAACAUCAUACAUCAUGCAGCCUGUAAUUUAGUUAAGCGACCUGGUACUAUGUACUACAUGUAUGAGAGAGAGUCAGGACAGAAAUAUAUGUCAAUAUUGUCACCGGAGGAGUGGGGAGCAAGUUGUCCACAUGAAUUUGUCGGAGCAUACAAACUGGAGUAUGAUUUAUCAUGGACACCGAUAGAAGAAGUGGCAGAAAAAAGUCAAGAAUUUGCACUUAUAGACAAAAUAUUAAAUGCACAAAACGCAAUCACUGACUCUUCAGAGUUUUCCCUUGGUCUCACAAAGAAAUCCUCAUCAGCAAGUUUAAAAGAAGUUACAAAUGAGAGUUCUUGAUAGUUGAAAUUUUUUAAUGUGAUAAUAUGCGGGUGUGAUUAUUUUAUUAUUUUAAUUGAUCAUUAUGUAUGUAAUAUUUAUUUUAUAAAUAUUUUAUUUAAAAUAAAAAGUGGAAAAUAAA
Molecule: messenger RNA, 826 nt
Organism: Mytilus trossulus (common blue mussel)
Lineage: Eukaryota; Metazoa; Mollusca; Bivalvia; Mytilida; Mytilidae
Exons: 5
Coding region: 109-705 (198 amino acids)
Source: RefSeq, a predicted model, not a curated record